This is a messenger RNA of Galeopterus variegatus (Sunda flying lemur), 1158 nucleotides long. RefSeq lists its product as uncharacterized. The record is from RefSeq and is a predicted model, not a curated record. The annotation marks the transcript as partial. NCBI's taxonomy places the organism in Eukaryota, Metazoa, Chordata, Mammalia, Dermoptera, Cynocephalidae. The transcript is spliced from 5 exons.
AUGGCUGCUGAACUGCGAAUGGUACUUUAUGAAGAUGAUUCGGUGCAAGUACAGUAUGUUGAUGGUUCCAAAUUGCAGCUUUCCCCCUGUGGCUCUGAAUUUUUAUUUGAAAAGUCACCUCCUGCUUCAGCACAUCCUUUAGAACAAUCAGAAAGAAUUCGUCAAAGGACACACUUUGUUAUUAGCACUUACCGAGACCAACUACAGCGAGCCCUAGAUUUUCGAAACUCUUCAGCUACCUUCCCUUUUUUAUCUGAAAGCAUCAUACCUUCUGAAAGAAAAAAGCGUGUCUUCAUUGACAUCUCAGAAGUGAAAUGGCCCAGUCUUGACACAGAUGAUAGCAAGAUGUGUAUGGAGAAUGGCAAUGUGAAGAUAACAUCUGUAGAUGGUCACGCAUAUCUUUGCCUGCCCAAAUCUCAGCAUGAAUUUACAGUACAUUUUUUGUGUAAAGUUAGCCAGAAGCCAGACUCAUCCACAAUAUUGUCAGAAAAAAAUAAUCAAGUCCCAAAACAUAAACUAGCUGAAAAACCUGGCAAAAUCUGUACAUGUGAAAGUUUACCAGGACAGAGACGGAAGAAUAAAGAAAGUGAACUUUAUUGCCAGAUCAUGAAAUCCAAAGAACCUUUAGAGAAGACAAGUUGUAUAAAUGGAACUGAAGGCAGGGAGGAGCUGCCUUCAGAUGGUACAAAACACACAUGUGUAUACACAUGGGUAAGGCAGUGCUGGUCUGUGGCCUCCUGUCCAGAGGAAUGGAAAUACCCUUUGUCUUUAGCACUUUAUUUUUAUAAUAAAAUUAGCGAUAUGUCUAAAAUUGAUGCACAUAUCACCCAGAGUAGAACUUUAACUUCUGGUGUUUCAGAGAAAAGAGGAAAAGAGGUUUCUGUUCUUCCCAGGGCCAUGUUACUCAGCUGUCCUGUCCCACACCUGCACAGGUGGAAUUUUUGUGACUCACUUUUACAGAGACAGUCUGAUGAGGAAGAAUAUUCCUAUCCUGAACUGGUGAAAGUGGUUUGGUAUAAGGGUGUUACAUUUAGACUUACCCAUAAAAACGUGAACUCAAUAGAGAUUUAUCCUGGAGAUGGAUCUAUUUUCAAAUCAGAAGGAGCUUAUUUUGGAAACUAUUUUACAUAUUAUUCCAAUCAAGGAAGAUCAGAAGAG